This is a messenger RNA of Corythoichthys intestinalis (scribbled pipefish), 3312 nucleotides long. RefSeq lists its product as uncharacterized. The transcript has 10 exons. NCBI's taxonomy places the organism in Eukaryota, Metazoa, Chordata, Actinopteri, Syngnathiformes, Syngnathidae. The record is from RefSeq and is a predicted model, not a curated record. Bases 241 to 1755 code for a protein of 504 amino acids.
CGAAGAUUCCCGAGCCCCCGAAGGCGCACAAAGGCGGCAUCGUCGUCGUCGUCGUUACGGGGAAAGUCUUUCUCCCCCUUUUCUCUCUUUUUCUCCAGAUGGCCGCCGCGCUGCGUAGCCGUCGGCUUCCAUGAGCUGCUCCAAACAAAAAUAAAGGAGGAUUUUCACAUAUAAAGGAACACUUUGCGGCAUCCUCGUUUGUUUAACGUGAAGACACGACGAUAAGCCUGCGUGUUGAAGAUGAGAGGGAUGGCGUGUGUGUUGCUUAGCAACCUGCUCUGCACGGCUGCAUCGGCGUCCUUUAAAGUCAAGGAAGAGCACAAGACAGCUUUCUUCGGCGAAGAUAUCCACCUCGAAAUCCCGCCGGGCGACGUCGGCUCGGUGGUCUUCCGUCCCAAGACCAAUGCGAGCGCCGAGGUACCUCUCCUCUGGGCGGGGAAAGUGCUGCACCAACGAGCCCGAGUCAAUUCCCACGGCCACCUAGUGCUGGAUGAUGUGCAGGAGGAGGACGAGGGAGUCUACGUGGUCAGCAGGGAUGGCGAAGUGCUCCGACGGCUCACCCUUGACGUCAGAGACUGCGCUGUGGAGGAGGUGGUCAAGUAUGGAGACACUUACUACAUCCACUUGAACCAAGUGCAAGGUCCAAUCAGCUUGGAGUUCAGGCCCGGUUCUAUCCCGCACGGCAACCGCUCGGACCCCCUGCACGCUACUGAGGCGCCGGCAGCGCUACUCUUCCGCCACACGUUGGUUCUAGCAGACAGUUACGCCGGACGCCUGAGCGUGACUGACAAGACGGUGGCGCUGCACUCGGUCAAGAUGGCCGACGAGGGCAGUUUUACCGUGCGCGACCAUGAGGGCAAAGUGAGGAGGAGGAACUGUCUUCAUGUGCGAGAACACCAGGAUUUUUUGCACCCCUCCAACGGAGCCAAUAUGAAGGUGAAACUCUACUUGCACCACGAAGAAGUCAACGUAGCUUACAGGCCCAAAUCGGGUCACCGUGACCGAGCAAUCCUGGAACGAGGCGUUCUAGUGACGCCGCCGGACCCCCAGCUGGCGUACCGCCUGAGCGUGGAGGGAUCCGAGUUGCUGAUCAGAAAGGUGCGAUUAUCCGAUGAGGGAGUCUUCAAAAUCACCGAUCUGGCGGGAUUCCCGGUGGCCCACGUCUAUGUAGACGUGGUUGACUCCAAGAUGCCACCGCUGACGGUGGCCAUUUUGUCGCUGCUGAGUGUGCUGGCUUUCAUGCUGGUGGCGUGCCUGCUGUCCUGCCUCGACAAAGUCCACAAGAGGAAUGAGAAGAACAAGAAGCUGCUGCUGCUCGCCCAGCAGGCUGGAAAGGGUGACGGGGAAGCCUUUCGGCAGGUGGUCCACGAGGCGUACAGCAGGUUUACCGAAGAAUCGCUUACACAGUCCGUGUGCGAAAAACCCACUGAAGACACUGAAGUCACCAUCAAGGGCCUGGAAGUGUCCAAACCAGGCGGGUAUCAGGCACUCACGUCAGACGCCAACUUCCUGGAGAUGAGUGACUCCGGGAUGGACUCCGGCCUCCCGCUGGACAGCGACACGGAAGCCGCCAUGACCUGCGCUUCCCACAAGCCCCUCCUUGACGGUCGCUUUCCGAGUCCCACGCCCGAGCACGACUGUGAGGCCAUGCCGGUGCCGGACAGGGACGCCCAUUGCCUUUCCGAUCCACCCGCUGGCGAUGAGACUGCGGCUGAGGAUGGAGAAUUGAAGGAGGACGUGACGCAGAGCACCUGAGAGCUGUCAUUGCCAGAAUUCACAUCUUUACGGGAAGCACAAUCCCAAAUUAGGACAUCAGUGUCAAUUAAAAGGAUUCUCAAACAUUUCAGGGCCAGGUACCCUUUACAUGUGAAUAUAUUUUUCCAGUAUUUUCUUCAUGUUCCAAAUGCUAGUUAAAAAUAAUACUUUUUAGAUUUUUUUUAAAAAACAUUAAAUAAUCAUCCCAUUUCUAGGAGCAAUAUAAUUUUAAUCGUGAUUAAUAAGUAAGUUGAGAAGAAUCACAUUCUGUAAAAAGAUUAAUUGAAAAGUAAUAAUUAAUACUUUUAUUUUAAAUGUCCUGCUAUCAUGAAGAAAUAAUAAUCUAUAUUGACUAUAAUUUUAUGAGAGACCAAACACAAACAGUCUACAUUGUAGUCAUAACUAGAGUUGUCCAAUAAUGACAUUUUAACCAAUAUUCCGAUGUUGUUCAGUUCUAAAAAUCCGAUACUGAUAUAAAAUCGAUACCGAUAUACAGUACAGCCCAAAAGUUUGGACACACCUCAUUCAUUGUAACACAAAUGAAGGUCCCGACUCCAUUGAUAAAGCAAUAAAUUCCACUAAUCAACCCUGAAAAGGCAUACCUGUGAAGUCAAAAAACAGUUAUAGUUAUUCCACCUUUUUUGCUAAGUACAUAAUCCCACACGUGUUCAUUCAUAGUUUUAUUACCAUCAGUGAGAAUUUACAAUGUAAAUAGUCAUGUAAAUAGAGAAUACGCACGAAUGAGAAGGUGUGUCCAAACUUUUAGCUUGUACUAUAUGCGGUCCUGGACUUAACAAAUGAUGACCAGUGUUGUUAAACUUACUUUAAAAAAGUAAUUAGUAACAUUUGCAAAUGACUUCUCCCAAAAAGUAAUUGAGUUAGUAACAACUCAGUUACCUCAUUGAAAGAGUAAUUAGCUUGUUACCUUAUUGAAAGAGUAAUUAGCUACUCAGCAAAGUAGCUGACAUUACUUUUCAUCUUCAACACGUUAUUACAUUUUACAUUCCAUUACAUCUUUCACAUACGUUCAUAUUAACUGAUUGAAGAAUAAAAACACUAUAUACAUUAUUUUAGAACAUUUGCUAUUUAUUUGGAUUAACUAAUUCUGCCUGUUAAGAAAACACAAAUGGUAACUGAUCAUUAACCAAUGCAAAUCUCUGAAACUGUAUGUCAGGCCAUAGACCCCGCUAUCAGUUGAUAGGACACGGGGCUCGGGGCCGAUCCGUUGGGGGCCUAUUUUCAAAAACUAAAAAUUCAAAUAUUUUCAAAACCAAGACUGCUAGCGUCCUAAAACCAAGACAGACACCUCCCUUCUGCAUAUACAGUAUAAGUCUCCAUGAGCAGCGAUGUCAAAAAAAAAUUCAAAGUCGGUCCCUAAUAAAAUCCCGAUUAUUUUUUUUGUACAACUAAACUUAAAAUUGCUAUAAAAUUCUCAAAUUUUACGCUACAUACAAAAAAAAAAUCACCAAAUGCAGAGGUAAUGACCUACAUUUUCAGGAUCAAUAGCAAUAUUUAACAUGUCGUAUAAGUUUGCUCAAAAUGGCAACUGACAUUUUU